Molecule: messenger RNA, 2001 nt
Organism: Candida tropicalis MYA-3404
Lineage: Eukaryota; Fungi; Ascomycota; Pichiomycetes; Serinales; Debaryomycetaceae
Gene: ABP1
Product: Abp1p
Exons: 1
Coding region: 1-2001 (666 amino acids)
Biological process (GO): regulation of actin filament polymerization
Cellular component (GO): plasma membrane; cortical actin cytoskeleton; actin filament
Molecular function (GO): actin filament binding
Source: RefSeq, a predicted model, not a curated record
AUGGAAAAAAUAGAUUUAUCAACCAAUUCUAGAAAGCUUCAAGAAGCUUAUGACAAUGUCGUUAGAGGAGAACCAAGCUCAACCUUUGUGGUUUACUCCGUUGACAAAAACGCAAUCUUGGAUGUUACCGAAACUGGUAAUGGAUCAUUAGAUGAAUUUGUUGAAAAUUUUACUGAUGGACAAGUUCAAUUUGGUUUGGCUAGAGUCACUGUACCAGGAUCAGAUGUUUCUAAAGUUAUUUUAUUGGGUUGGUGUCCAGACAAUGCUCCAGCUAAAUUGAGAUUGUCAUUUGCCAAUAAUUUUGCUGAAGUUUCUAAAGUCUUUAGCGGAUACCACGUUCAAAUAACUGCCAGAGAUCAAGAUGAUUUGGAUGUUGAUGAAUUCUUAAACAGAGUUGGUGCUGCUGCCGGUGCCAGAUACUCUACCCAAGGUUCCGGAGUAACCAAAUCAAAUACCACUGUUCCAAAACCAAUGUCAAAACCAAUUGUUGCCAAACCAAGUCCUGCACCAAAACCAUCUUCAACUCCAUCUUUUGUUCCAAAAUCUACUGGUAAACCAAUUGCCCCAGUCAAACCAAAACCAGUAUUACCAACCCCAUCUGGAUUCAAACCAAAACCAGCUGCAAAACCAUCCACAGAUAAUGGCUGGGGCGAUGCUGAAGAUGUAGAAGAAAGAGACUUUGAUGAGAAACCAUUGGAAAAUGUUCCAUCUUCAUAUAAACCAACCAAGGUUAACAUUGACGAUUUGAGAAAACAAAAAUCAGACACCAUUAGUUCCACUCCAAAACCAUUCAAAGCAGAAUCCUCCAAGGAUGAAGAAGAGGAUGAUGAAAAACCAAAACCAUUAUCUGAAAGAAUGAAGGCAUAUGAUCAUUCUCCAUCUAGUGAUGGCAGAUUGACUUCCUUGCCAAAACCAAAAGUUUCCAAUUCUGUUGCUGAUAAAUAUAAAGCCAAUGCUUCUGGAAAUGGUGGUGCUCCAUCAUUUGGCGCAAAACCAGUUUUUGGUCACCAAUCUGCUGAAUCUAAAAAGGAUAAAGUGGUUGGUGGUUUAUCAAGAAACUUUGGUGCUGAAAAUGGUAAAACUCCAGCACAAAUUUGGGCUGAAAAAAGAGGUAAAUAUAAGACUGUUGCUAAUGAUGAUGACAAUGAUGGGGCCAAGUCCACCCAAGGUGAUAAUGAAGUUGAAGAACACCAUGCUUCUGAUUUAGCUAAGAAAUUUGAACAACAAGCAAAGAUUGCACAAGAAGAAGAAGAGGAAGAAAAGACUACCCCAUCUCUUCCAACUAGAAACCUCCCACCACCAGUUAGACAAGCUGCUCCAGAACCAGAAGAAGAAGAAGACGAGGAAGACGAAGAAGAAGAAAAACCAGCUACCUUACCUGCUAGAAACUUGCCACCUCCACCUGUCAGACAAGUCCAACCUGAACCUGAACCAGAGGAAGAAGAAGAGGAAGAAGAAGAAGAAAAAGAAGAGCCAGCUGCUGCUCCAGCUGCUGCUCCAGCCCCAGGUUUACCAGCAAGAAACCUUCCACCAGCUCCACAAGCUGAAGAACCAAAGAAAGAUUCUGUUACUGCUACUGCAGAAUAUGAAUACGAAAAAGAUGAAGACAAUGAAAUUGGUUUUGAUGAAGGUGAUUUGAUUGUUGAAAUCGAAUUUGUCGAUGAAGAUUGGUGGAAGGGUAAACACUCUAAAACCGGUGAAGUUGGUUUAUUCCCAGCUUCUUAUGUUAGCUUAAAUGAAAAACCAGCUGAAAAGGAAGAUGCACCAGCUGCUCCAUCUUUGCCAACUAGAGAAGAACCAGAAGCUCCACUGAAAUCCGAAUCUAAGUCAGCCACUGCUGAAUAUGACUAUGAAAAAGAUGAAGAUAACGAAAUUGGUUUUGCUGAAGGUGAUGUAAUUGUUGACAUUGAGUUUGUUGAUGAUGACUGGUGGAAAGGUAAGCAUUCCAAGACUGGUGAAGUUGGUUUAUUCCCAGCUAACUAUGUUGUUUUAAAUGAAUAA